This is a messenger RNA of Rhinichthys klamathensis goyatoka, 1166 nucleotides long. It is a transcript of the gene tmeff1a, whose product is annotated as transmembrane protein with EGF-like and two follistatin-like domains 1a. Lineage: Eukaryota; Metazoa; Chordata; Actinopteri; Cypriniformes; Leuciscidae. The transcript has 10 exons. The record is from RefSeq and is a predicted model, not a curated record. Gene Ontology annotation, molecular function: protein binding. The coding region runs from base 16 to 1134 and encodes 372 amino acids.
CUAUGACAAGAAGAAAUGAGCCAUAGUAAGUGCAGCAUCAGCUUUCAUGUGAACCAACAUUUCCGCGUCACCUGGCUCACACAGCCGUAUCAAUCGCGCGGGAUCAUCGUGUUCAGCCGCAUUAUGUCCAGUGGCUCGUGCGCUGCAGGUGCUGGACGCUGUCUCGCGAUGUUCGGGCUGCUGGUCCUUGUGCAGAUGCCCGGAGCCCUGACGUCCAACACGGAGAGCGACUGUUUGACUGAAGAUGACAAAGGAUGUGAAGGUAUGUCCGAGAAGAAAAGUGACCAUCAUGUGUGUGAUGAAUAUAGUUGUUCUUUCGGAGGAAUCUGCAGGGACAACGGAUCACACCUGGAGUGUCUUUGUCAGUUUCAGUGUCCACAGAUGUUUGCUCCAGUAUGUGGGUCUGAUGGUGACACAUAUCAUAGUGAAUGUUUCCUAAGACAAGCUGCCUGUGAACAGCAGACCAGAAUCACUGUAAUUACGGAAGGACAAUGUCAUUCCGUUGCUGAAUCGGCAUCAGGAGAUACAGAUCUGGAGAGUUCAGGACUAGAGCCCAGCAGAUACUCUAAGUGUUCUAGCUGCAAGUUUGGAGCGGAGUGUGAUGAAGACUCUGAAGGCAUUUGGUGUGUAUGUAAUAUAGACUGCAGUGGAUUUAAUAUGAAUCCAGUUUGUGGAUCAGAUGGCCAGUCUUACAGUAAUCCAUGCCAGGUCAGAGAAGCUUCCUGCUUGAAACAAGCUCAGAUUAAUGUCAAACACCUUGGGCAAUGUCCAGAUUCAGUGGUAUUAGUGGGUGGAGUCAGUGUGGGCGGAGCAAUGCCCUGUGCUGAAAUCAACAGCAGCUUUUGUGUGCAUGGAACCUGUGAGAUGAAAAAUGAUCUGGCAACAUGCAGGUGUGAUGUGGGGUUCUCCGGUGUGCACUGUGAGCAGAGAGACUUCAGUGAGUUGUACGUGGUGCCCAAUGGACAGAAGCUUCAAUACGUCCUGAUUGCUGUGAUCAUUGCUGCUGUACAGAUCAGCAUAAUUAUCGCUAUCAUAAUAUGCAUCACAAGGAUUCAUCCAAAAAAGCCACGAGCCCAUCUUCAGAAACAGAACCUGGGUCACUCACCCAAAGAUGGAGGACGCAGGAUUGUAUAGCUGCUGAUAACUUAAACAGAAACGCACAAACU